CCAAUUUGACCUCCGCGCACGCGCCCACCAACCAAAACAAAGAGGUCACCUCCGCAAGAAUCGUCCGAUACUAGUGAACUAUAGACUUUUGUUGCAUUUUCUGCUUGAAUUGUCGGAGAUACGGCAAAGACUACACGUACAGUCUGUCUGUAAGGAUAUCGGGAACCGUUUGGGUGCUUUUCUAGGCCAGAAAAUCGAGAAAAAGACAAGAUGCCAGGAUCAGCCGGAAAGAGAAAAGCCGAGAACAGUUGGCCCGACGACGUCGGCAUCGUCGCCAUGGAGAUGUACUUCCCCGCCCAGUACGUCGACCAAUCCCAGUUGGAGGAGUUUGACGGGGUGUCGUCGGGGAAGUACACGAUCGGGCUGGGUCAGCAGAAGAUGGGGUUCUGUAGCGACCGUGAGGACAUCAACUCCCUGUGCCUGACUGCUGUGCAGAACCUCAUGGAGAGAAACAACAUCUCCUACGAGAACAUCGGGCGUCUUGAGGUCGGCACAACAGUGGGCACAGAAACCAUCAUUGACAAGUCGAAGAGCGUGAAGACAGUGCUGAUGCAGCUGUUCCAGGAGUCUGGAAACACGAACGUGGAGGGGAUCGACACCACCAACGCCUGCUUCGGGGGAACGCAGGCCCUGUUCAACUCACUCGCCUGGGUGGAGUCUAGUGCCUGGGAUGGCCGCUAUGCCCUAGCAGUGGCGGGCGAUAUCGCCGUGUACGCGACCGGGAAUGCUCGACCAACGGGAGGGGCUGGCGCCGUGGCCAUGCUGAUUGGACCCAACGCUCCUCUGGUCAUCGAAAGAGUGUCCUAA
Branchiostoma floridae (Florida lancelet) is the source of this 807-nucleotide messenger RNA. Its product is annotated as hydroxymethylglutaryl-CoA synthase, cytoplasmic-like. Gene Ontology annotation, biological process: acetyl-CoA metabolic process. Gene Ontology annotation, molecular function: hydroxymethylglutaryl-CoA synthase activity. The record is from RefSeq and is a predicted model, not a curated record. NCBI's taxonomy places the organism in Eukaryota, Metazoa, Chordata, Leptocardii, Amphioxiformes, Branchiostomatidae. The transcript has 5 exons. The coding region runs from base 211 to 807 and encodes 198 amino acids.